Messenger RNA from Durusdinium trenchii, 1716 nucleotides. The record is from the annotation of a GenBank genome assembly. NCBI's taxonomy places the organism in Eukaryota, Dinophyceae, Suessiales, Symbiodiniaceae.
CGGAUUGGCGCCCGAUGGCGCUUGACUAUAGGAACUUGAGUUGGGUCACGCUCCACGCCAGCUUUAAAAGGAUUGGAUCAAGGAUUAAUCGGCAAAGUCGGCUUCAUAUCCUUGGGAGACCGUGGCGCAGUCACAGGAACAUGGGCAGCUUGCGUGUGACAGCGUGGUGCCACGAUCAUUGCCUCGCUGCGCUGCCUUUUGUGCUCUGCAGGGUGGAGCGGUUGCCUUGAAUUUGGCCAAUACCAAGCAGCUUAUUUUGCCUGUCAAUUGACACGUUCUUUGGAGACCUACAGCAACAAACUGGUCAUCUGGUCGCGCUCUACUCUACACGGUGAAGGUGUCCCAGAGGAUCCGCGUACCUCCUCGUUGAAGAGAUAGUAGAUGACAGUGAGACAACCGUUCAAUGACGAGGACAACUGCGUGAAGCUCAACAUGCUGGAGUUCGUCGAAGACCGAUUCGAGUCAUUUUGCGAGUUGACGAUCAGAUCUUUCGCCCGAGGCCUUUUAAACCGUGCAUCCUUCCGACUCAGUCGACUCAGGUGUUGCCGAGGAGUGCGGGACUGCGCCCAGUCCUGCCGCGAGGGCCGGACGCCAUCCAACCCUGGAACGGGUGCUCAUAGAGUCGGAAUCGCAUUUUGAGCCAAUGGAUUUCUUUGUGGGCGAGUCUUCUCGCUUUCAACUGAUCACUGGACACAAUGGUGGCGGAAAGUCUACUUACUUGCAAACCUUGGCACAGCUGGUGAUAUUGGCUCAAAGCGGAUGCUUUGUUCCGGCAUACUCAGCUUCCCUCAGGGUUUGCUCUUCGAUCUUCACACGAAUCGGAAGCAGUGACUCCAUUGAAGCCAGUGCCUCUUCUUUUUCGGUGGAGAUGAAGGAAGCGUCCCAUAUUCUGACCAGUGUUUCCUGCGACAGUCUAGUCUUGAUUGACGAACUGGGGCGCGGCACUGCUCAUGCUGAUGGAUUGGCAAUUUGCUGGGCCAUGUGUGAGAUACUCCUGGACAUGGAAAUCAGGUGCCUGUUUGCCACGCACUACUUUGAGCUUUGCCGCUUGCAGGCAAAAUUUGACAAUCUCCGCAACAUGCACAUUGAGGAGAUGGGAUCUGGAGGGAGCCAACAACGACGCUUCAUAGUUCAGCACGUUUCCUCCCUGAAGGCCUUGCAGUUGAAAGCCGAAAGCCACUAUGGAUUAAAGGCUGCGUUGUUGAACGGCAUAUCAAAUGAUUUGGUCAAACGUGCUGAGAUGAUGGCCUUGAAGGUGGAUGCAGCCUUGAAGCUGUGCGAAGAUGCUUCUUGGCAAUCGUUGAAAUCGAAGAGACUGUGGACGUUGUAGCAAGACAUGGAAGCAAACACCCAACACGCCCGCCUUUCUACGACACACAUAACACAUCUUGCGAAAGGAUCUUGACGAAUUGGACACUGCACGACAGCUCCUGGCUUUGAGAAAAGAUACGCCAAUGCUUCCAGAGAUCCUCAGGGAGUUGCAAAAGCCGUUGGAGCUGUUGAAGACUUCGACUUCAACUUGAGAGACGCGAAUGGCUUGCAGAGUGACCGAAUUCGAGUAGUCGGAGAGACAACUCUCAGUUUGCGAUUGAGAUCUGAGAAGUCUCUUUGUUCCAAAGACUUAGUGCCGGAAGAACCGGAGCACCGCUUCCUUGUCAAUUUGCAUUUUGGGUGAAGUGCCAACAGUUGACAAUGCCAUGUGGGUGUGCUGCGGAC